UCUUUCUCUCUACACUCUUCUUUCCAUCCAGCCUCUCUCACCCACCCACCAGUUGAUUCCUGCUUAGUGUUAUGUGGCGAUAAGGGCAGAGACGAAACGGGAAAGAAAGCUCUAAAGAGACCUUUUCUCUCAAGAUUUGGCUUUUUGCUGCUGCAGCUUUAAUUCCGCUACUAUGCUGCGUUUGACUACUGGGCGCGUGGGAAGCCUCCUGGCCAGGCGCGCGAUAGCUGCCGUGACUACCAGCAGCACGAGGAUGGCGAGCAAAGAGGUGUCCGAGUCAGUGGACAUGUCUCAGCCAAUGUACUGGGACCGUGUGGACAUCCCACUGCCUGACAAACCCUACAAAGAUGUCCUGACUGAUGCUGACAAGAGCCUGAAGCAGAAAGAGAAAGGACCCUGGGGUCAGCUGACUAAAGAAGAAAAGAUUGCCUUGUAUCGGCUGACGUUCUGCAAGACCUACCCAGAGAUGAAGCAGCAGACAGCAGAGUGGAAGACGGUCAUUGGGGGCAUUUUCUUCUUCCUGGGUUUCACAGGCAUAGUGAUCUGGUGGCAGAGUGUCUACGUCUACCCUCCACGUCCCAGGACCUUUGAUGACGAAUGGAAGUCCCAGCAGCUGAAGAGGAUGUUGGACAUGAAGAUCAACCCCAUCCAGGGCAUCUCUGCCAAGUGGGACUAUGAAAAAGGCCAGUGGAAAUAAAGAGGGGCUAGGCAGGGGGCUGAGGUAGCACAGUCUGGACCUUUUACCUGAGAGUGUGGCUCAGUUCGACUAUAGGAAGCUGCUAUUGUUUUUGAAUGCUGUUACGACUGUCAAAACCACUAGAAAGAUGGAGCCUCUCUAGGGAAUUGUACUCUGUUACCUCUAGCUUUCCAAACAGUAUCUUCCUCUAACGCCACUUUAGCCUUCAGUCACAGGGAUAACUCUGUCCGUCCUGAUGUAACAAAAUAAAGUUUGGCUUUUGUCUGUCA
Molecule: messenger RNA, 966 nt
Organism: Neolamprologus brichardi
Lineage: Eukaryota; Metazoa; Chordata; Actinopteri; Cichliformes; Cichlidae
Gene: cox4i2
Product: cytochrome c oxidase subunit 4I2
Biological process (GO): mitochondrial electron transport, cytochrome c to oxygen
Cellular component (GO): respiratory chain complex IV
Source: RefSeq, a predicted model, not a curated record